CGGCAUCAGUUGAAUUCAAACCGUCUAACCGUUAAAACGUUAGCCAGAAAAAAAAGUCUUAUCUAAACACUACUACCGAAAAGAACCGUUAAUAAGGAACAAUGGCAAGCCUACCGAUACUAUUGAGCCUCGCCGACGACCUGGGCCGCAUGUCCAUGGUGCCCUUCUACGAGCCCUACUACUGCCAGCGUCGCCGCGGCAAUCCCUACCUGUCGCUGGCCGGACCUAUGGAGCAACAGCUGCGCCAACUGGAGAAACAAUUGGGUGCAGGAGUUUCCUCGGGAGUUGUGCCGAAAGUGGGCAAGGACGGGUUCCAGGUGUCCAUGGACGUGGCCCACUUCAAGCCCAGUGAGCUGAGUGUCAAGGUGCAGGAUAGCUCUGUCUUGGUGGAGGGCAAGCAUGAGGAACGCGAGGACGAUCACGGCUACAUCACACGCCACUUCAUCCGGCGCUAUGCUCUGCCCGAAGGAUACGAUGCAGAGAAGGUGGCCUCCACCCUAUCAUCGGACGGCGUUCUAACCGUGAGCAUUCCCAAACCACCGGCUAUUGAAGACAAGGGAGCCGAGCGGGUUGUGCAGAUCCAGCAGGUGGGUCCCGCCCACCUCAACAUCAAGCAGAACGAGCAGCUGGAGCAGGACAACGGCACCGAAAAAUAAGUGGAGCAGCUCCCACCAUUUUAGAUUUAAUCUCAUAUUCAAAGACCAUAAUCUGUUUUAUAUGCUGUAGCUAUCCCUGGACACUCGCACUAGUUAUAAGGAGUGUCCUGCAGUAACCUGCAUUUAAAAAAAAAUACUGUAAUUUGCGUUGGUUUCCUAAGACUACCAAAUAUAUAAAUAAACACCUAAAAUAAACA
Messenger RNA from Drosophila guanche, 853 nucleotides. It is a transcript of the gene Hsp23, whose product is annotated as heat shock protein 23. The record is from RefSeq and is a predicted model, not a curated record. Gene Ontology annotation, molecular function: protein folding chaperone. Lineage: Eukaryota; Metazoa; Arthropoda; Insecta; Diptera; Drosophilidae. The transcript has a single exon. Gene Ontology annotation, biological process: response to heat; protein refolding. Bases 102 to 656 code for a protein of 184 amino acids.